Talaromyces marneffei is the source of this 1563-nucleotide messenger RNA. RefSeq lists its product as uncharacterized. Gene Ontology annotation, biological process: transmembrane transport. The record is from RefSeq and is a predicted model, not a curated record. Gene Ontology annotation, molecular function: transmembrane transporter activity. NCBI's taxonomy places the organism in Eukaryota, Fungi, Ascomycota, Eurotiomycetes, Eurotiales, Trichocomaceae. The coding region runs from base 1 to 1563 and encodes 520 amino acids. The transcript is spliced from 2 exons.
AUGGAGAACGUCGAAGAACGAUCGGUAAGCGUGAAGCAAGAGAUCGUCGACAAUGCCGCCAGUAAGGACGUCGCGCAGCCAGUUGGAGUACGAUUGUAUCUCGUGAUAGCAUCUCUGUUACUUACCCUUUUCUUAUCUGCCAUUAAUGUUACCGUUGUCGCAACCGCUUUACCGACUAUUGCUGCGCAUCUCAAUGCCACCACAUCCGAGUAUUCAUGGGUAGGCAGUGCCUAUACACUAGCCAGCACGGCAUCAACACCGUUGUGGGCUAGAGUAUCCGAUAUCUGUGGUCGAAAAGAGAUUUUGAUGGUAACCAAUGUGACCUUUCUUGUCGGAAGCCUGAUAUGUGCUCUGAGUAUCUCGCCCGGAAUGAUGAUUGGAGGUCGAGUUGCGCAAGGCCUGGGUGGUGGUGGCAUAUCGGUAGUUGUAACCAUAGUUAUUGGUGACUUGUUUCCGCUGAGAGAAAGAGCCAAAUACUAUGCUUUGACUGGUAUUGUAUGGGCAAUAUCCAGUGGUGUUGGACCGCUGCUGGGAGGCGUGUUUACCCAAACGAUAGGGUGGAGGUGGUGCUUCUACAUAAAUCUUCCAUUUGAUGGGUUAUCGCUCGCCUUCCUUUUUCUUGCCCUCAAGCUGCCAGCCAAGAAACAGAAACAAUCAUGGCAAAGCCUCCUUUAUUCAUUCGACUGGCUUGGAUCCAUCCUCAUUGUCGGCGGUACAAUAUGUUUUCUCUACGGACUGGAAGUCGGUGCUAGUAAACAACAUCCAUGGGGAAGUGCAUAUACCCUUGGACUACUCAUUACUGGAAUAGUCAUCCUCACCAUCUUUGGCUUAUACGAAACAUUCUAUGCAAACAAUCCGAUCGUUCCAAUCCGGGUCCUGAAAGAUAGAUCUAUACUUGCAUGUCUCUCCACCGCAUUCUGCCACUCCUUUAUAUUUAUAGCCUACGACUACUUCAACCCUCUGUAUUUUCAGACCGUUCUCGGGGUUACUCCCAUCCAGUCUGGACUUUACACGCUUGCGCUUGUGUUACCAUUGUCUGCGAUGACUUUAACCAGCGGUUUUAUCGUCAAGCGGACCGGAGCAUAUCGACCUGUCAUCUGGGUUGGAGGAAGUAUCAUGGUCUUAGGAACAGGUCUAUUCAUUGAUUUUGGCCCAAGCCGUGUGGUAGCGAAAAUUGUUGUCUAUCAAAUAAUCGCGGGUCUCGGAGCUGGGCCACUGUUCCAAGCGCCCAUGAUCGCAUUCCAAAGCCAGCUAAUAAGAAAAGAGGAUCUUCUUGCGGCGGCUAUUGCCGCUUUCACAUUCUUGAGAAAUUUGUCCACGGCACUGUCGCUCGUUGUUGGUGGGGUCAUUUUGCAGCAUGGGUUGAGUAGUGAUGAGACAUUGUAUCUCAAAGAUGGAUCCAGCUUGAGUUUUAGUGGAAGCUCUGAGGAAAGUAGUCUCCAAGAUGGCAUUGUCAAUGGGUUGAAGACUAUGUGGAUCUUCUAUGUCGCUGUUGGAGGAGUGAUGUUGAUCUCGUCUCUUGCAAUUGGCAAAAAGGAUCUCGAUAGCAAUCCGGAUGAGUAG